AGACUGGUUACAGAAUCCCGCUAUUAAAAUCUCAAAUUUAGAGACUUGAGACUGUCUCACGUUACAGAAUCGCACGGUUAGUUAGUGUAGCGUGUUUGUUGGGUAUAAGUACAGAAAAUGUCAAUAAACAAUUAUACUUCCAUUUGACAUUACGUUUGUGCUGCCAGUCUAUUAUAUACAUACAUACAAAUCUGUUAUAUAUAUGCAAAUGUACAUAUAUUUAUAUUCUGAAUAAAAGUAAAAAUUACCGGGAAUUAAAAGGAUCGGCUGAUUGCAAAAAUGGAUUAUGAAUUAGAAUUAAUUGAUUCACUGUCAGCAUUAGCUUAUGAGGGUCCGUGCUUGAAAGUGGAUGGUCUAGUUAAAGCGCUGGAAGGUGGUCCUCACGAUUCAGAUUUUCGUCAGCUUAUUGGUUGGUUAACCGAGGAACUGCAUGUCUUGAGAAAAACAGAUGAGCACGUAGCUGAGUUGCAGGAUCAAAGUGAAUUUUCAAUGGAACUUUCUGCUAUGCUAAAAGAACUUGGAUGCCCUUAUCAACGUUUUGUUGCUGGUCCGUUAACGGGAAGAUUCGAAACUCGAGAGGCGUGUGCACAACUACUCGAUUACCUCUUAACAGAAUUAAUGGCAACGAAAAUGUCUUAUCGUCUUCGACCUGCCAAACAUACACUUAUUAUUCCUAAAUCUGAAACUAAUACGGCGCGUUCUCUGGAACAGCUAUCUCGAGAUGUUGGGUUGGGUAAACCACCAGAUAAUGUUUCGCCAAAAGCAAUUUUUGAUAAACUCAAUUUUAAAGUUGAAGAGCUAAUACGCAAAGCCAAACCCGACGUACUGAGUGAACCAUUAUUGAAUUUAAAACAACCUCUGUCUGAAGCACAAUGGAAAAAAUUGGAUGCAAUACUUUCCAAUCUAGAUUUGGAAUAUAAUAUGCGUAGACAAAUGCUGUUGACUCGUCUUGAAGUAACUAUACAGAGUUUUCAAUGGUCUGAUAAAAUGAGGUCAAGAGAAAAUGAAAUCGCAAGUCGCUAUCAAAAGAAAUUGCAGGAAUUAGAUCCCUUGCGUUUUGGUAAUGAUGAUACAAAUAUUGUAGCAUUUCUUGCUGCACGUGCAGAUUUGGCUAUUAUAGAAAAAACAAGUUCUGCGCAAGUGCGAAAAAACACGGGUUGCAAAAUACAAAAGCAUGUAAUAGGAAGCGUACCAGAUCGGGGUGGUCGAGCACAUGAGCACGCUCCCCCGCCUCCAGAAAUGCCCUCUUGGCAACAGCAACGAUCUCAAGGACCUGCUGGUAACGUCGGAGGAAACUUCCGGGGUGGGAGAGGUGGAGGUGGCGGUCGAGGUGGCAGUGGCCAUUGGCAGCAAUAUUCAAACGCUCCACAACAACAACGCCAAUCUCAACAAUUUGAACCACGUCAACCUACCGACCAAGGUCGGAACCAGAAUUGGGUUAGCGGUAGCGGACGUGUACAAGGUAGCGGCUGGUCCCAGCAUAAUAAUGGUGGCUUUUUUCAAGGUAAUGAGGGGCGCAGUGGUGGUGGUGACAAUUUUAACCGGGGACGCUCAAAUUAUCAUCGAGGAGGCAGUGGAGGCGGUGUUCGUCGUUAAAAUUAAAUAAAUUACUCACCUACGAAAAAUAUUUUGGAAUAAAAACAAAAUAUUCAUGUA
Molecule: messenger RNA, 1656 nt
Organism: Bactrocera dorsalis (oriental fruit fly)
Lineage: Eukaryota; Metazoa; Arthropoda; Insecta; Diptera; Tephritidae
Product: protein FAM98A
Exons: 2
Coding region: 280-1596 (438 amino acids)
Cellular component (GO): tRNA-splicing ligase complex
Source: RefSeq, a predicted model, not a curated record